Molecule: messenger RNA, 3458 nt
Organism: Anopheles nili
Lineage: Eukaryota; Metazoa; Arthropoda; Insecta; Diptera; Culicidae
Gene: miple1
Product: ras-interacting protein RIP3
Exons: 6
Coding region: 284-1081 (265 amino acids)
Biological process (GO): mesoderm morphogenesis
Cellular component (GO): extracellular region
Molecular function (GO): growth factor activity; heparin binding
Source: RefSeq, a predicted model, not a curated record
UUGGAGGAUAUCUGCCUUCUGGCUGCUCAAUUGCUCCGGUGGUUCAAUCUGUUGUGUUACAAAAGUGUGACUGAAUAAAUAAAAAAAGCCAACCGUAACCGUGUGUUUCCCGUGAACGAUAAACUUGCAAGUGUGCUUUUCCACCGCAGCGAAGCGAAGUUAUUGUAGGCUGACCUUUCCACCGGAAGGGCCGUUGGUGUUGAUUCAUCGUUCAUCUUGCCGUUUGUACGACGUUCUUAUCGCGCAGCACAUCGGAACGAGCAGAAGGAAUCGAAAAACGAAGAUGAACAUUCUGGUAAUAUCAUUCCUGGCGGUGGUGUCGCUGUCCACCUUCCCGACGCAAACGUACUGCACGCCGGCCGCAUCCGACUCGAAGAAGUCGGUUGCUGCCGCUGAAGCCGCCCUACCGGUCAACGAUAACGGGCUGAAGGAGAUCUGGCAGGAGGACGAUCGGGAGGUGUUGAUCCGCAACGAGCGUGGCACCAAGAAUGGAGGCAGCUCGGCCGCCGGUAAGAAGUCCCACAAGAAAGAGAAGGUUCCUAAUUACAGCACGCAUCAGCAACGCCAGCAGCAGCAGCAACAGCAGCAACUUCAGCAACAGCAACUUCAACAACAGCAACAGCAGCAGCAGCAGCAGCAACUGCCGCAACCCGUUGUUGAACAGCCCGUUGUUGGUCGCAAGGGCCAGAAAAAGGUGAAACCGGCGCUCGACUCCACCCGAGCCGAGCCGGCCCCGAACUCGCAGUGCCGCUACACGAAGGGCCCGUGGACCGAGUGUGACGCCAAGACCAACACCCGUUCCCGGACGCUCGCGCUGAAGAAGGGCGAAUCGUCCUGCGUCCAGACCCGCACCAUCCAGAAGAAAUGCAAAAAAGCCUGCCGUUACGAUAAGGGUGCCUGGUCCGAGUGCGACAACAAUGGCCAGAUGUCCCGCACGGACAGCCUGAAGCAGACCAGCGAUGCCACCUGCCAGACGACGAGAGUGGUCAACAAAAACUGCAACCAGGGCAAGUCCAAAGACAAACAGAACAAACCACCGAAGGCCGAGAAGAAGGAGAAAGUUCGCAAGAGCCGCCAGUAAAUGAGCAACAGCAAGCCGCCACCGGCGCCAUUUUCCGCUGGUUGAAGCGGUUAGCAGCUGGCAAAGCGGCAACCUCUAUCCUCCCGGCUGAAGCACAUCGGCCUCCACCAGCUGAAGCAUUUUUUUCCUUUACAAACAAAAAAAGCAAACAAAAAAAUCAAACUUAAAAUGCUAUAACAAAACAACAAAAAAAAUGGACAAACAAAUCGCACACGAUCAUGCGAGUGUUUUGUUUUUUUUCUCUCAUUUCUGCUCUUUUCCAUGGCUCGUCUUCUCGUGCGAUGGUUCUUGCAUGAGGCGAAUGGCUGCCUGUUUCUGUUCGAAAGCCGGCAUCCGAUGGACGGAGCUUUUCUUUUGGAGCAUCCUCCCGGUACGGUUGCGUUAUAUAACAUGUCGAGAAAAGCACACAUAAGAUAAGGAACGGAAAACCCAAGCACAGGCACAUGCACGCACGCACGUACGCGCUAGUGGAUUCGCGUACCGAUUAGCUGAUCGGUGAAGAAAAACGCAUAUACACAGCACGAUUAUCCGUGUCUGCGGCAGUUUCCACCGAUUCCACGCUGCACAACACACUAACCAGGUACAGUUGGUUGGUUACAAGUGGAUCUAGAACGGGACUCAAAUGAAUCCCUUGAGGUCCUAGUGUUAAUGUGCGUGCGUGUGUGGGUGUGUGCGAGUGUGCAUCCAAAAAAGUGCAACGGGAAGAAAAGGCAGGAAAGCAGUUUAUCAUUUGCAUCAAAUAAAUCUAAUUUCCCUUACUCGGACGAGCGAGAUAUUGAAGUAAUAGCAAAUAAACAUGCAUUGUAUCGGGUUCACGACGCGUAAUCGAUUAAUGGUGUAAAAUAGAGAGCAUUCGCGGGGCAGUAACAUAGCAUACAUCAAACAGAGAAAACAAAUUAUAUAUACACACAUGCACACACACAAAUACAGAACUCUAUCCAGGGCUCCUUCGUAAUUCCUUGUAGAAAACUUGUCGACUUUUAAGGCGUUUACGUUUUGCUAGCAGAAAAUCAGAAUGGCUAACACAGGCGUGCACGUGCUGCUCGAAAGAAGGUUUAACCCAUUUGGGGACGUUGGGACAAGUUCCAGCGUCCUACCGCUGCGGGUGCUUCAGAAUGUGUGUGUCCUUUCUGGUUUCACUGCAACGGCAAAUAGCAGCUGCAGCAUUGCAGGCAACGGCUGCCGGUUCAAGUAAUUCAAGAACGUUAGAGCAAACUAGUGGUUGCGUAGAGAGCAUUUUUGAGCGAAAUUAAAAUGACAAAAAAAAAUCAAACCAUUUUGCGUGACGCAUAGAUAAGUAACCCAAAGCGAAUUACUUCCAUUUCGUGAGGCACGGCGUAAAUAUACUUCCUGUAAUUUUUUUUGCUAUGUUUUACAAAAAUAUCCUACGAGCAGCAAACAGAUCCUUCUAUGGAUGGAAUCUGUCCAGGAAGGGCGUGCUGCUUGAACAGAUCCUUCAUCAGGAAUCCUUAAACCAUGCCAAGAAACAGCCAACCGGUCAGUGGAAGGAUAGCGGGGAUGGGAAGGAAACAGAAAAAAUACAUUGUGUGCAUUCCUUCCAUCUUACUAGUGGUCGUAAAGGAAGAAAAAAAGCCGUGGUCAUCUAUCUUGUAUGUUUGAUGUUCUCAUCUCGAAAGUAAACCUUUUAUUGAUAACAUGUUAAGGAACACUAGCGAACGGGAAUGAUAAUGGUUUGAUAGGGGAGUGAGAAAGAAGUGAACAAGAGUAAACAAAAGUAUUCACAUUCAUUGUAAAACCAGGGGCUGGUGGUUCAUUAGAGCUGUUCUCUGAAACAAGGAUAAUAAGAAGAAAAAAACAGUAAUAGUAAACAAAUGGUAAAUGGCAGGAGGUAAAUGCAUACACAUUUUAACAAUAUAGGAAGCUCCUCGACUCCAAACCGACGACGAUGCCAAGCGCAGCCAAAAAAUCAAACUGUAAAAACCAAUAGUGACAAAUAGCGCGAACAAAAUGAAAAACAGCCAAACGCAAUAACGUAACUUUGGUCGCAUAAAAAAUAGCCAAAACCAUCAACUUGUAAAGGCCAACUUGGAUCAGAUAAAAGUUAUUCACAUGCACACACACACACAGCCAGCAAGGAAAAACCCAAAUGCUAUGUACUUGAGUAAAAAAGAAUCGGAAAUAGAAGAAACGCUAAGCAGAUAUUGAGCUAAAUCGGUUGGGCUAAAGGGAGAGACGGAAAUAUGAUAGGAGAGAUAGUGCGAGGAAAAUGUUUGAAAGGAAGAUUUAAAAACAUAUACACAUACACACACACUCACACAUAAUUCAGAAAAGAGGAAAAGAGAAAAACUUAUACAGAUAUUCUUAGUAUUUAACAAUUUAACAGUAAAAAAAGGACAGUUCAAAGUAAGGAAGAGGA